Molecule: messenger RNA, 177 nt
Organism: Symbiodinium sp. CCMP2456
Lineage: Eukaryota; Dinophyceae; Suessiales; Symbiodiniaceae
Source: the annotation of a GenBank genome assembly
GUCGAGAACGGGGAGCUGAAGAAGCAGAACAAUGAGCUCAGGAAGGCCCUGGACAGGUCGCAAGAGCAGCUGCGCCUGGCUACAGAUGCCGUGAGCCGCGGCAAAGCCUACAAGGAGGAGAUGGAGAAAAAAGUAAGCUCCUUAGAGGGCCAGAGCCACGACUUGGCUUCCGACAAG